AUGGCAUCACCAAAUUUCAGAUACAAGGGGCCCAAUGCAUGCCAGUUAUCAAUCCAGAGAAAGGUAGAGAAACCAUCACCAAUAGUAUAUUUAAUCCAAGUGUUGCCAAUGGAGGUCACUGUUAGGUCAACAAGGUGGGCUUACCAGAAUAGCCUUACUCCAUCAGAAUAUAUCCAGGCCAUGCUCAUGGAAUUGGAAGAUCUAGAUAAGGUUAGGUUGGCAGCCUUUGAUCAUAUGGUGGUCCAAAAGCAACGGGUGGCCAAGGCCUAUGACAAGAGGGUCAGGAGGAAGAGCUUCUCAGAAGGGGAUUUGGUCUGGCAGACCGUGUUGCCGUUAGGAACGAAAACCCCCAAGUAUGGGAAAUGGUCUCCAACAUGGGAAGGGCCUUACCAAAUUGGUCAAGUCUUUAGAGGUAAUGUUUAUCUCCUUAUGGACUUGGAUGGUAAGGUGCAUACACUAUCAAUGGUAAGUUUUUGA
Molecule: messenger RNA, 477 nt
Organism: Rhododendron vialii
Lineage: Eukaryota; Viridiplantae; Streptophyta; Magnoliopsida; Ericales; Ericaceae
Exons: 2
Coding region: 1-477 (158 amino acids)
Source: RefSeq, a predicted model, not a curated record